GGUGUGUGUUGGUACAGGAGGAGGCGGCGGCAACAGGAACCUGAAGGGGUAGGCUCGUGGAGUCGGGAAGAGCUAGGAACAAGAUGAAGGUGAAGAUGCUGAGCCGGAACCCGGACAGCUAUGUCCGCGAAACCAAACUGGACUUACAGAGAGUUCCAAGAAACUAUGAUCCUACCUUACAUCCUUUUGAGGUCCCACGAGAAUAUGUAAGAGCUUUAAAUGCCACCAAACUGGAACGGGUUUUUGCGAAACCGUUCCUUGCUUCCCUGGAUGGUCACCGAGAUGGAGUCAGUUGCUUGGCAAAACAUCCGAAGAGUCUGGCUACUGUCCUUUCUGGGGCAUGUGAUGGAGAGGUUAGAAUUUGGAACUUAACUAAACGAAAAUGUAUUCGUAUGAUACAAGCACAUGAAGGUUUUGUACGAGGAAUAUGUACUCGCUUUUGUGGGACUUCCUUUUUUACUGUUGGUGAUGACAAAACUGUGAAGCAGUGGAAAAUGGAUGGACCAAGCUAUGGAGAAGAGGAGGAACCAUUGCAUACAAUAUUAGGAAAGACAGUAUAUACAGGAAUUGAUCAUCACUGGAAAGAAGCUGUUUUUGCCACAUGUGGACAGCAAGUAGACAUUUGGGAUGAACAAAGAACCAGUCCUAUAUGUUCAAUGACUUGGGGAUUUGACAGCAUAAGCAGUGUUAAAUUUAACCCAAUUGAGACAUUUCUCUUGGGAAGUUGUGCUUCUGACAGGAAUAUAGUACUAUAUGAUAUGAGGCAAGCUACUCCUCUGAAAAAGGUCAUCUUAGAUAUGAGAACAAAUACAAUUUGCUGGAACCCUAUGGAAGCUUUCAUUUUUACUGCAGCAAACGAAGAUUACAACUUAUAUACUUUUGAUAUGCGUGCACUGGACACUCCUGUAAUGGUACAUAUGGAUCACGUAUCUGCAGUGCUUGAUGUGGAUUACUCUCCUACUGGGAAAGACUUUGUGUCUGCUAGUUUUGAUAAAUCUAUUCGAAUCUUUCCUGUGGACAAAAGUAGAAGCAGGGAAGUCUAUCACACAAAGAGAAUGCAACAUGUUAUCUGUGUAAAAUGGACUUCUGACAGCAAGUACAUUAUGUGUGGAUCUGAUGAAAUGAACAUUCGUCUAUGGAAAGCUAAUGCUUCUGAAAAGUUGGGUGUGCUUACGUCACGAGAAAAAGCAGCCACAGAUUAUAACCAGAGGUUAAAGGAGAAAUUUCAACAUCAUCCUCACAUAAAACGUAUUUCUCGUCACCGACAUCUACCAAAAUCUAUCUACAGCCAGAUUCAGGAACAGCGCAUCAUGAAAGAAGCUCGUCGACGAAAGGAACUGAAUCGUAUCAAACAUAGCAAGCCUGGAUCUGUGCAGAGGGUGUCAGAGAAGAAGAAACGCGUAGUGGCAGUUGUGAAAUAAUAUUUGGUAUUCCUACCAAUACUGAUGUAUAAGUAUUUGUUAUGUUUUGAUUUGUGAACUCUACAAAUAAAAGUACUGGCUCUAGUAUAACAACGAA
Mesoplodon densirostris (Blainville's beaked whale) is the source of this 1518-nucleotide messenger RNA. It is a transcript of the gene DCAF13, whose product is annotated as DDB1 and CUL4 associated factor 13. The record is from RefSeq and is a predicted model, not a curated record. Bases 84 to 1421 code for a protein of 445 amino acids. Gene Ontology annotation, biological process: maturation of SSU-rRNA from tricistronic rRNA transcript (SSU-rRNA, 5.8S rRNA, LSU-rRNA). The transcript is spliced from 11 exons. Lineage: Eukaryota; Metazoa; Chordata; Mammalia; Artiodactyla; Ziphiidae. Gene Ontology annotation, cellular component: nucleolus; small-subunit processome. Gene Ontology annotation, molecular function: protein binding.